CAAACACACAAAACUGCGUUGACUUUCACUACUGACACCAAAGUCUACAACAAAAAGCUAUUUAUUGCCAAAAAAGUGCCAAAAAUACGCAUUUCUGGGACUCACUGACACAAUACACACACCAAACACUCGCAGACACCACCCUGGUGCUAAUCAUCACCACCACCGCAUCCACCUCAUCAGCCAAUACACGGUCAUCAGUGGUGUGUCGCCGCCAACACUGCCAUUGCUUCUGUGUAUAAGUGUCACCAAACAGCUGAUCCCUAGCCGAGAGAGCCAUGCACUGGACGACACACCUGGAGGGUGGGCCCAAACGCGUGAACCACGCGGCGGUGGCUGUGGGACAGUAUGUCUACUCCUUCGGCGGCUACUGUACGGGUGAUAACUACGGCCUCUUGAAGCCCAUCGACUGUCACAUCCUGGACACAGAGACCCUGCGCUGGAAACUGAACACCACGUCGUGCGACCUCCAGAAGCUGUGCGACCCGUCGCAGCAGCGCCUGGAGUCUGAGGUGCCUUUCCAACGGUACGGCCACACGGCGGUGGCCAACGGGGAUAUGGUGUACAUAUGGGGCGGCCGUAACGACAUCUACGCCGACAACACGCUCUACUGCUUCGACACGAGCGCCGGCGACUGGACGGACAGGCCCCCGGUGACCGGCAACAUACCGGGCGCUCGCGACGGACACACAGCGGUGGCCAUCGCGGACAAGAUGUACAUCUUCGGCGGCUACGAGGAGCUCACCGAACGCUUCUCGAACGACAUCUACUGCCUCGACCUCCAGACGUACGUCUGGUCGUACGUGAAGGCCUCGGGAACGCCCCCCUCGUGGCGCGACUUCCACUCAGCGGUGGCCUACGGGAACCGGAUGUACGUAUUCGGGGGCCGAUCGGACCGGUCGGGACCCAAUCACUCGCAACAGGAGCUCUACUGCAAUGUUAUCAUGUAUUUCGACGUCGCGACCAACGCGUGGGUUACGCCGGACACCCGGGGCCUGAGGCCCACCGGGAGGCGCUCGCACUCGUCGUUCGUCUAUAGCGAUAAUAUAUACGUCUUCGGCGGCUAUAAUGGCGUCGAUAGAGUCCAUUACAACGAUUUGUACAAAUUUGAUCCAAAGACCAGUCAGUGGUCGCUGAUGGAAGUCCACGGGAGGCGUAGGCCGUGCGCCCGGCGGCGCCAGUGCUGUUGCGUAGUGGCCGAUAGGCUGUACCUGUUUGGCGGCACCAGUCCGUAUCUUAUGCAACAAAUGGUCGGUCCGUCGCCGCCGUAUUACUCGCACAUAGACUUAGGACUCAGGGAUCACUCCGACCUCUUUAUACUAGACUUCAACAGUGGUUGGGAUGGUAUGGGAAGCAAAGAGUCGGAGGACUGUCCUCUACUCUGCCUUCACUUCACUUCAAAUCGAUUCUUGAGUUCAUAUAAGGAAUGGGACGUCAAAGAGGACGACAUGAAAGGGUGCCUCAGAGGAGGGGAGGGAAGGGAAAGGGAGGCCUACAGUGUGAAGGGUGGUAGGGAGCCAUCGCUGAAGACAUUAAGCAUUUUGGUGGCCAUCGAGAAAGAGCUGAUAUCCAAGGAUUUGCCUAAAAAUAUUCAGUUGGAGAUCGAGAUGAUGACCAAAGACAACGCCAUCACCAGAAUCUCGCCUAACAUGGGCUGACCCUCUCAGGGCUUACUCUCACACCACUACUCGCCUCUAACUUUAAACUCAAUUCUUAAUUAUUAUUAAGUUUUACUUUUUGAAUGAAACGAGAAUUUGAUUUUUAUUUUGUGAAUUUUAUCCAAUGAAUUAAUUAUUAUUACUAUUAUUAUUAUUAUUAUUAUACGUUAUUUUGUUUUAUUGUUUUAAACGCCUUUUUGAUUGUCGUUUUAAAAUGAGUGAAACAAAAAAAAGUUAAUUUAUUUUUAAUUUAUAUUUUUUUUGAAUUCGUGCUGUGAAUCCGGACUUUCCAUACCGAGAGUGAAAAAACAGUCAUUUUUGUGUUAUUUAUUAUAUUAUAAGUUGUUUUUGUUUUUUGUGUAAUUAUUAUGAUUAUGAUUAUUGUUUAAACAUAUAUUUUGGGCUUUAAUUUACGGCCAAAACACAUGACAAACACAAGUACUGUAUAAACGAUUGAUUCAAUUCAAUAGCGGAUUAAACUGUGAUUUUAAGUGACAAACAAAUAAUACAAAUGUAUGUAUAAAACAAAAAAACAAAUAGUUUUUAAUACGGAAUUUUUUUCAUUUUUAGCCCACAAUUUGUAGCGAUAAUUACAUUAUAAUUACGGUAUACACCGGUAUAUAUAUUCAGGCUUUUAUCGGAUAUAAAACUUAUAAGCAAACAGUAUAUAUAAAAGUAUUAAACGAUUAGUACCUCCCGUUCCCCCUAUAGCCAGGCCUCUGGCCCGUGCUUUUCCUUAACGACGGUAAACUUGUCGACCACAACGCCUCCCUAUUAGUGAC
This is a messenger RNA of Oppiella nova, 2440 nucleotides long. The record is from the annotation of a GenBank genome assembly. NCBI's taxonomy places the organism in Eukaryota, Metazoa, Arthropoda, Arachnida, Sarcoptiformes, Oppiidae.